GAUGACUGAGAAGAUUCUAAACCCUAUAAGCCCCUCCCCAGCGUAUCUAUAGUCUCUAUUUUCUUCUCGUUGUCUCACAGUUUCUCCGGCGUGAAUCGUCGCCUCUCCGCCGCGAUUUUUCACUUCACAUUGCGUCGGAUUGGAGGUUUGAGCGUAUUCUUCAUUGUGGAGAGGAGAUUUUGAGAAAUCUUAGAAGUUGCGGUGGAUAAUUUUAAAGAUUUUGCUUCAUCUUUGAACUUGGUUGCAUCUGUGAUUUGGAUUAAGCUUGAGAGAGUGUUGCCUGAGUAUAAAUUAUAUUUGGUAAGAGACUCAUUGAGAAUCAGAGUGAGUAUCAGUUGGAAUAGGGUUUCAAGAGAUGUAUUUGAAACACUUGAUCUCUGGUAAUGCGGUAAACAGGGUUUCAAGAAUCAAUGGAAGGAGAUAUCUUUAUGGAUUAGCCAUUUCUGCACCCCCAAAUUCUUCUACUACUUCAUUCCAUUCAUCAAUUACCCACUCUUCAAAACCUUCCCUUAGCUCUAAUAAAUUUGGGAGUUGGAAUUGGAGAUGCAUUCACUCUACUCUGUCAACUAAACUGAGCUACCACUCAGCUAAUGAUCUGAUACUUGCUUCCGACGAUCAGGCAGAGGAGGAAGAGGGUGCCAUUAACGAGUUCCUGUCUCGAUUCGUCUGGAUAAUGCGAGGUAAGCUCUCCGAUUCCUAUCCUGAUUUCAAUAAGGAGACUAUCGAUGGUAUGCUUUUGGUUAUUGUUGAGAAGGUUGUUUCGGAGAUCGAAAAGGGUGGUGUUGAGCAGAUGCUUGGAUCGUCAGAGUCUACUCCUUCGCAGGACUUUAGCGAGGAUUUGUGGAGAACGGUGUGGGAGGUGAGUAAUAUGGUUUUGGAUGAUAUGAAAAAGGCAACCAAGAAGGAGAAAAUGAAGAGUUUUUUGCAAUGUGAAGAGGUUAAGGAGAUGUGUAGGUUUGCUGGUGAGAUUGGUAUUAGAGGGGAUAUGUUGAGGGAGCUGAGGUUCAAGUGGGCUCGUGAAAAAAUGGAAGAAAGCGAGUUUUAUCAAAGUUUGGAGCGUUUCAAAGAGGAAGCUAAACCUCAAGAAGAACUAGGUGAAGAAGCUAUGGCCGAAGGGGCGGAGGCUGCUGUUGUGGUUGAGGAGGAGAAGUCUAAAGCUGUGUCUCUUCCCAAGAGACGAGGGAAAAUAAGGUACAAGAUAUAUGGUCUUGAUCUUUCUGACCCAAAGUGGGCUAUGGUGGCAGAUAAAGUUAAUGAGGCUGGGGAGGUAAUUUGGCCUGAAGAACCGAAACCAAUAUCUGGGAAAUGCAAACUUGUCACAGAUAAAAUAUUUUCAUUAACGGAAAAAGAUGAUCCGUCCCCACUUUUGGCUGAAUGGGCAGAGCUUCUUCAACCUGGUAGGGUUGACUGGAUCAAUUUGCUUGAUAGAUUGAAAGAGCAGAAUACUCUGUUGUACUUUAAGGUAGCAGAACUUUUAUUAAGCGAGAAGUCUUUCCAAGCAAAUAUUCGCGACUACUCAAAGCUUAUCGACGCUCAUGCUAAAGAGAACCAUUUGGAAGACGCAGAGAGAAUCCUCAAAAAAAUGACUGAAAAUGGCAUCACGCCUGAUAUUUUGACUGCCACUGUUUUGGUUCACAUGUACAGCAAGGUAGGAAAUCUUGAACGUGCAGAAGAAGCAUUUGAGAGCUUGAAGGUUCAGGGUUUCCAACCAGACUUGAAGCUUUACAAUUCCAUGAUCAUGGCUUAUGUCAAUGCCGGGCAACCGAGAAAGGGGGAGACAAUAAUGAGGGAGAUGGAAGUAAGAGAUAUCAAACCCACAGAGGAGAUAUACAUGGCUUUACUCCGAUCCUUUUCCCACAAAGGAGAAUCCGGUGGAGCAGGACGAAUUGCCACAACCAUGCAAUUUGCUGGGUUCCAAGCAAAUACCGAGAUUUGUAAAUUGCUUGUUCAGGCAUAUGGGAAAGCCGGUGAGCCUGAUCAGGCAAGGAGCAACUUUGACUACUCAAGAAAACUUGGUCAAAUGCCAGACGACGAGUGUACUGCGAGCAUGAUUGCAGCUUAUCAAAAGAAGGACUGCUUGGAUAAAGCAUUGAAUCUUUUGUUGCAGCUUGAGAAGGAUGGAUUCGAACCCGGAGUUGCUACUUACACUGUUCUUGUGGAUUGGCUAGGAAAACUACAACUAGUUGAGGAGGCUGAGCAAGUAGUGGCCAAAAUUUCCGAGCUGGGUGAGGCUCCUCCGCUUAAACUCCAUGUAAGCCUUUGUGAUAUGUAUUCAAGGGCCGGAGUUGAGAAAAAGGCUCUACAAGCUUUGGGGGUUCUGGAGGCUAGAAAGGAAGAAUUGGGUUCAGAAGAGUUUGAGAGGAUUAUAGGGGCACUUGUUAAUGGCGGCUUUAAGCAACAUGCUGAUAGGAUGCGGCGGUUGAUGGAGGCCCAAGGUUUCACCAUUUCAGAGCCACUGAAUGUACAAUUAACGGCAAGGCAAACUUUUCGCCGCACCAGACUACCCGGUAUGAGAUAGUUCGGACUCGUUUAAGUUCAAGUUUUUUUAGUUAUUGUUUGAAUAGUUUACUCGGAUGAGUUUUUCAAAGCACAAAAAUAUGUUUUGAUGUAAUAAAAUAGAGAAUCUGUUGUUAGAAAAUGGAUGAAGUAGGAAAUUUUGAAAUUU
Molecule: messenger RNA, 2665 nt
Organism: Humulus lupulus (European hop)
Lineage: Eukaryota; Viridiplantae; Streptophyta; Magnoliopsida; Rosales; Cannabaceae
Exons: 3
Coding region: 356-2518 (720 amino acids)
Molecular function (GO): protein binding
Source: RefSeq, a predicted model, not a curated record